This is a messenger RNA of Pochonia chlamydosporia 170, 3396 nucleotides long. Its product is annotated as mating-type switching protein swi1. Gene Ontology annotation, cellular component: replication fork protection complex. The transcript is spliced from 3 exons. The record is from RefSeq and is a predicted model, not a curated record. Gene Ontology annotation, biological process: DNA replication checkpoint signaling; DNA repair; replication fork arrest. Bases 1 to 3396 code for a protein of 1131 amino acids. Lineage: Eukaryota; Fungi; Ascomycota; Sordariomycetes; Hypocreales; Clavicipitaceae. Gene Ontology annotation, molecular function: DNA binding.
AUGGAGCCGCCAGAAGGCGCAGCGGACAUUGUCCAUCCUGAAGUUCGAGCACACAUUAGCAGCCUUGUGUCUGCGCUCGGUGGUGUAAGUGCAGAAGAUGAUGGCAACUACCAGCUCGGUGACGAUGCGCUGGAAGUGCUGCGCGAUCUGAAGCGCUGGAUUCGCUUUUAUGACGAGAAAACGAAUCGCAUGGACGUUGCACGAUGUAUUCACGAGGCGAACCUGAUUGAGGGAGAUUUGCUACCGAUUCUCAAGACAUGGCCCGAGAACGCAAUGGACAACAAGUUUCGAUCUCGAGUUGCGCUGGCUUGCUUCGAAUUAAUGGUGCCAUUGACAUGGCCGAUGGAGUGGGACAAGGAGCGCAUGACGGUGAACCAUCACAGGCAUUUGCCCGUCUUGGAGCUCGCGCAAGUUCAAUACAAGAGGGCCAUUAUAAACUUUGACGGUGCCCGUAUCUUGCAUGCAGCCGUCAGAGCAGCCUUACCUGCCAUGGCACUUCCAAUUGGCGACCGAUCAGCGAGGGACCAGGGGAUUAUCAAGCUUGUCCUAUUCUUCUUGCGAAACAUGGCCGCCAUCGCGCCACCUCCUAACGUCAAAUACGAGGGCGAUGAAUCUCAGGUCUCCCGAUCGGCUACGAUUGACGCGUUCUCCUAUCAAGACAUAUUUCAUGUACUGCUCACAUUAUCAUCUAAUAUGGGCGAAGACUUCAGAACGGAGGACACGACGGUAAUGGAGAUCAUAUAUCACCUGGUCAAGCGUGUUGAUUCGGCAAAGCUCUUCAUGAAUGAGCAGCAGUUGAACAAAGCUAAAGCCAACGAGUUAUCAGCAUUAAUGAACAAGGAAUCUUCAAUGCUACGGUCAUAUAAUCGAAAAGGGGCAACUCGACAUAAUCGAUUUGGAACCAUGAUAUGGGUUAAGAGAGAGGGCGGCAAGAUGUCGUCCUUGUCAGGACAAGAUGCACUGGCUAACGCAUCCGUUCGCAAUCAGAAGAUGGACGACAACAAGACUUUCAAACCCCCUCGACGACCGAGGAAAGACAACAAGGAUGAGAGGGAUCUUGGUCCUCCCGGCAAGCUCAACGCUCGCGCCAAUGAUCAACUGCGCAAGUUUGUUGACGAGUUUCUUGACUCUGGCUUCAACCCGCUAUUCCAACACGUUCGCAAGACCAUUGACCGAGAAGCGCCACAUCUGCUUCAGUACCACCGCCGACAAUUCUUUUACUUGGUUGCUUGGUUCUUGGAGACAGAACGGGCCCGGAGAAAGGCUAAAGGAUCAAGCAGCCAGCCAGCCGGAGACGUCAGCAGCUUCCACUUGGUUGCUGGUGUGUUGAAUCAGGAAAUGUUCAUCACCAUGAAUCGGGUAUUGCAUGAGAGCUACGACAUGAAAGAUUGGACAGACUUAACCGCGGUGAUGCGAUGCUUUACUCAGAUUCUCUUGACGGUUCAAGAAAUGACAGAGUCUGCCAACGAGGACGAUCAAGAAAUUGCUGAAAACGUUUUGAGCCGACUCUUUUACGAGGAAGCCACACACGAUGCCAUUGCCAACAUCAUCAGGACAUACAAGGACCAGGGGUUUGACUACCUGGAUGCGUCUACUGAACUCGUGCACCAUUUUCUGCGCAUCUUGGAAGCCUACUCAAAACAAAACACGGACAUGCAGGUUCGGUCGAGGAAGAGAACACGUAGGAAGAAGAAGCAAGCCGCCCAAGAAAAUGGUAACGAAGACGAAGAGGAGUUGGACGAUUCAGCUGAUGAUGAAGCGUCUGCUGAGCGUACAUCCAAAGAACGCAAGUUUGACUUUCACAAAUUUUCCAGUCGAUUCACGCCUCAAGGCGUCGUCGAUACGUUUACCAAAUUCCUUAAAUACUACCAGGACUUGACAGACACGCAGUUGAAGCGCGCACAUCGGUACUUUUACCGCGUGGCUUUCAAGCAGGACAUGAGCGUGAUGCUCUUUCGAGUGGAUAUUAUUUAUCUGCUGUAUAACAUGAUCAAGGGUACAAACGCCUUGGAUAAGUCAUCGAGCAUGUUCAAAGACUGGGAGGAAUUAGUGAAGCAGAUUAUGCGGAAGUGCUGCAAAAAGAUACAAGACCGACCAGAGCUCAUCAUUGAAAUGCUGUUCAGCAAGCUAUCAAGUACCGCAUUCUUCUUGGAAUACGGCUACGAGAGACAAACUACGAGCAAGUCGCAGCCUAAGCCCGCAGCCGAACUAGAGUUCAAACACACAGAAGAGCGAGACCAGCAAGUUGCCAUUGCAGUUGGCGCCUUGUUAGAUAAGAAUGGAAGCGACCACAUCAACUGGGUGAGACAGAUACUAUCCGACGCGGAGUCGGAACGUCGUGCUUGGUCUGCCGCAGAGGAUGCGAGGCGUGAUACUGAGGAGGUUUUUGGAGAUGAGCCUGUGCCAGAUGCGGAACCAGAAUCCCCUCCUGCGUUCAGUGUCCGCCCUGAUAAUCCAGAGCGACGAACCGCCAUGUUCAAAAACGCACACCUUCGUCUCCUCAUGAAACUAUGCGGCAUCCAGCUCAUGGGACCAGCGUCUGAAGAAACUCCAGAAAGUCUCUGGGUUGUACCUGGGGACAUAACGCCAGACCAACUCAAAGACAGCAUCCACUUCAUCAACCAAGCCGAAUUCAGUCCACCAACAUUUGAAGACGGCGUCCUUGCAGAAAACCAACUCAAACGCAAAACUGCACCGAAAAAGAAGGCCGCCUUCGACGACGAAGAAGAAGACGAUGUUGACGGCUUUCUCGACGACGAAAUGCUCUUCCCGGCCGGCGGCCCAACAGCCCGUCGCGUCGCAGAUGAGAAGAAGAAGCCCAAAAAGACACGCAAGCGCCGCAAGGGCAGCGACACAGAAGAAGUCGACGAAUCUGUACUGGAGGAAAAGUCACGCAAGCGAAGGGAAAAGGAGCUUGAAAAAGCUCGCAAGAUCAAGUCAGCUCUGUACGUGCAGGAGGGCGACGACGAGUUCGAUUCCGACGAGGACGAGGCAUUCUUUGCUCGAGAGCGUCAGAUUGCAGAGCGUGCGAAAAGAGCGGCUCAAACGGCAGUUAGUGAGCCGAUUUUGCCACGAAACAAGAGGAAGUCCGAGGCUUUACUGGAUAGUGAUGAUGAGGACGAGGCUGAUGAGUUGAGUCUGGCGAGGAAAAUACUAAGUAGCCAGGAGGAUGGGGCGGAUAGCGAGACGGACGAUACGCCCCUCGAUUUGAGCGAUGGAGAGUCAAGGAAGAGGAGGAAGACGAGUGUGGAGGAAGAUGAAGAUAUGGGUGUUGAUAUCGUGUCCAAGAUUGCAGAAAUGCAGGACGAUGAUGCGGAAGAGACGACAGAGGUUGUCGUUGCGAGGAGACCAAGGGUACGGGGUGGGUUUGUCGUGGAUAGCGACGAUGACGAGUAG